Saccoglossus kowalevskii is the source of this 806-nucleotide messenger RNA. Its product is annotated as ATP-dependent DNA helicase Q5-like. The record is from RefSeq and is a predicted model, not a curated record. Gene Ontology annotation, biological process: regulation of DNA-templated transcription; double-strand break repair via homologous recombination. Gene Ontology annotation, cellular component: chromosome; nucleus; cytoplasm. NCBI's taxonomy places the organism in Eukaryota, Metazoa, Hemichordata, Enteropneusta, Harrimaniidae. Gene Ontology annotation, molecular function: four-way junction helicase activity; ATP binding; nucleic acid binding.
AUGGAAGCCACAGACUGUGCAUUGAAUUUAGAACACAUCAUUUUUAAAGACAGUAAACAAAGUAAUAUAUAUAGAGGCAAGAUUUUCUCAAAGGUCGCUGAAAUUAAUAAGGCCACCAAAUCCAAAGAAUUACAUUAUGUACUUACAAGUAAAUCAGGUAAUGUAACACAGAGUGCAAAAGAAGAAAGUAACUCAAGUGAUGUUGGUGUCUCAGCUGUUAAUGUUCCACAGUUCAAAGCUCCAAGAUUUAGUAGGAUAAAUCCACCUGCCACAAUGGGAUUUCAGACUGCUUCUUCAUUGUUAUUAUCCAAGGAACAGUCUGUCUCUCCAAAGGACACUGAUAGUGACAAUAACACUUCAUCAGACACAAAAUAUCCAGUUACAUUUCAAACAGCCAGGUCAUUGUUAGUAGAUGGAGCAUCAACAGGUGUUCAAAAAAAGAAAGUGUCUUUCUUGAAAGACACAGAAACGUUUAAAUUUUCAUACUACAGUGAUGCAAGUGCUGAUAGUGAUUCGGUUCCAGAAUCUGCUGUGAGCAAAAAUGUUGAAGUUUGCAAUGAUGAUACAGAUUCUGCAGACAGGACAAAAGCUAGUGACUCAUUUACCUGUUGCUAUGGAGAUAGACUCACCUGUGUCUGUGGAAACAGUUACUGCAAACAAGGACAGUAAGAAAUUUACAUGUGAAAUUGAUCCUUUGGAUGGCGAUGAGAAGAAAAGCAGGGAGGAUUCUAAACAAUGUACGACAGACUCGAUCGAUUAUGUUGAUGGUAAUUGUGCUGCCACCAAGAGGCCACUCCCAGAUGAGG